Molecule: messenger RNA, 1260 nt
Organism: Cylindrotheca closterium
Lineage: Eukaryota; Bacillariophyta; Bacillariophyceae; Bacillariales; Bacillariaceae
Source: the annotation of a GenBank genome assembly
AUGAAUGCCCAGUAUGAAGAGGCACUCUUGACUGAACUGUAUCGGAUUGCAGGGUCUAUCUCCUCUUUCUCCAAAAAUGGCAAGAUUCCACUACAGUCCAUCUACUUUGGCGGCGGAACACCAUCAUUGGCCCCAGUCGAAACCAUUUCUAAAAUACUUGAACAUGCCAUUGGUGAAAAUGGUCCGUUUUAUUUGGUAAAUGACCAAACAUCAAAUGUAAAUGCCAAUUCAAGGACAAAGACAAAUGACGACAACAACGGUAGCACUGCCGAAGUCUCGAUUGAAAUGGAUCCAGGGACCUUUACGAUCGAAAAGUUACAAAAGCUCAAAGAAAUUGGAUUCAAUCGUAUUUCUCUUGGAGUGCAAUCCUUUGACGAUGCAAUUUUGGAACACAUGGGUCGAUUCCAUCGGUCGGCUGAUGUCUUUGCCGCAGUCGACAUGAUUGAAAAAGUCUUUGGAGAAGAUGCCAACUAUUCCAUUGAUUUGAUCACUGGAGUGCCGGGUUUGACCUUGGCCAAAUGGGCAGAAACCUUGCAAAUUACCACAACCCAGCUGUCUCCACAACCUUCGCACAUGAGUGUAUAUGAUCUCCAGAUUGAACAAGGCACUGUAUUUUCGUCGUGGUAUCAAGAACAAGAUGCAGUAACCGGUACUCGUACUAGUGCUAGUAGUUUCAACAGAACACUCCCCUUGCCGACAGAGGACGAAUGUGCUUUCAUGUACAAAUACACUGCUGGAUAUCUGAGAUCCAAACAAUACGAGCACUAUGAAGUGAGCUCGUAUGCCUAUAGAGGAGUUACCGACGAUAGUGAGAAAGGAGGAAAACGGAGCAAACACAAUCAAAUAUAUUGGGAACCCUCCAGUUCGUGGUAUGCGAUCGGUGUUGGUGCUACUAGCUUUGUCGACGGGAGACUUGUCGCUAGACCAAAAACAUUGGUGGAUUACUACGAAUGGUUGAAUGACAAUGACAAGAGCAAACAUUCCACCGACGAAGUCGAAGAGAAUGAACUCUUGUUGGAUGACGAAUUACUGACCGACUUGGUGAUGAAAAGGCUACGAACUAUUGACGGUCUGGAUCUAAAGGGAGUGGAAGAUCGCUUUGGAAAUGAAAGGGCAAGUACCAUCCUGGAGGGGGCAACAUUGGGUUUGGAAAUCGGCCUGGCUGAAUACGAUUCACGGACGAAGAUACUGCGGCUGAAGGAUCCUGAGGGGAUGCUCUUCUCGAACAGUAUUAUAUCCAGUAUAUUUGCAGCGUUAUAA